AUGGCGAGGAUGACAUGUUGGAGUCGGUAUAUUCUGUCGACAUCAUUAAUAUGUAUAGUUGUAUGGUAUUCGUUAUUGAACCAAUGUAAACAGAAUGUGGUACCAAGCCAAAGUGACCAAACUGUUGUCUUAAAUCCAAGUAAACAUUAUUUGGUAUCAAUUCAAAGUGAACAACAUAUGGCACCAAACCGGAAGAAAAUAAAUGAAAAAUAUUUAGUAUAUCUGUGCGAUGAAAAGAGAGACUGUGGUGGCUGGGGUGACAGACAGAGAGGAAUGGUUUCUUUGUUUUUACUUUCUUUGGUGUGGAAACGGACAUUUAAAAUUUUGAUAUCCUCUCCAUGUGAUAUUAAACCCUAUUAUAAACCCACCAAAGAAUAUAAUUGGAUAUUCACCAAAGGUGAAUUAAAGGGACUGAAAGCCAAAACUAAGAAAACUCUCGCAUUUAUUUCUAAUGAUACUCCACUGUUAAACCUGAACAUGAACAAUUCUGAAAUUGCUGAGGUGCUGUAUGUAAAAACCAAUUGUUACAGUUAUUCAAAUAUAGCAGAGAAUUAUACUCAGUUUUUACCGGACUAUUUAAGAAACAAAAAUCGUGCCACAAUAUUUCGAGAAACAUGGAAUAGAUUUAUGAUUCCCACAGAAAAACUUACUAGUCAAGUAUCAAAAAUAAUGUCAACUGGCAAAAUAAAUCGAGAUGCUAAGAAAUCUGGGAAAGAACUAAUUUGUGCACAUUUGAGAAUUGGUCGUAGUAAAUAUUUACCUCAUGAUUAUACUGGAAUACCCCUUACUGCUGUCCCCGACGUCUGGGAUUUUAUUGAUCAUCAUUUUCAUAAGAAAUCUAGGAUUUUUGUGGCCACUGAUCACCUCGAUGUUAGACAAAGUGCUAUGUCUAAAUAUGGUAGAAGAUAUAUCGGUAGUUUCGCUUAUGCUAUGAAUCCGGAUAAAAUGCGAUCUAAUUUAACAUUGGCUUGUAGUUCUCAAGAAUCUGCUUAUGUAGAUCAGUUGAUGUUAUCGAAAUGUGAUGUUCUUAUUUUUUACAGACGAAGUGGUUUUAGUCUACACGCUUCAUAUUUGAAAACUAAGUGGAGAGAAAUAUAUGCCAUCAUGGGACACACUAAAAACAGUGUUUCUCUGAAGAAAACAUUUUAUUAA
Messenger RNA from Lottia gigantea (owl limpet), 1152 nucleotides. RefSeq lists its product as hypothetical. The record is from RefSeq and is a predicted model, not a curated record. NCBI's taxonomy places the organism in Eukaryota, Metazoa, Mollusca, Gastropoda, Lottiidae. The transcript has a single exon. The coding region runs from base 1 to 1152 and encodes 383 amino acids.